This is a messenger RNA of Talpa occidentalis (Iberian mole), 1318 nucleotides long. It is a transcript of the gene ANXA4, whose product is annotated as annexin A4. Gene Ontology annotation, cellular component: cytoplasm. The record is from RefSeq and is a predicted model, not a curated record. Bases 227 to 1192 code for a protein of 321 amino acids. Gene Ontology annotation, molecular function: calcium-dependent phospholipid binding; calcium ion binding. NCBI's taxonomy places the organism in Eukaryota, Metazoa, Chordata, Mammalia, Eulipotyphla, Talpidae. The transcript has 13 exons.
CACUCCCUGGGCGCCAGGUAGUUUUCCGGUCCCGUGGGCUGAGGGACUACCGGGAACUCCCGCUCAGUCUCCACCCCGAAGUGGGGCGGGUCCGUCCAGGAUAAGACCCGCUGCCGGGACCAGAGGAGGGUGUGACGCGCGCUGCCACAGGGGAGGAUCCCAGCCCGGUCUCGGCUCGAGCGGAACUUCUGCCUGGGUGACAGAACUCUGAUCUUGACAUAGAGUCAUGGCCAUGGCAACCAAAGGAGGCACCAUCAAAGCUGCUUCAGGAUUCAACGCCUCUGAAGAUGCCCAGAACCUGAGGAAGGCCAUGAAGGGGAUAGGCACCGAUGAAGAUGCCAUUAUCAGCAUCCUGGCCCAUCGCAACACGGCCCAGCGCCAGGAGAUCAGGAGCGCCUACAAGAGCACCGUGGGCAGGGAUCUGAUGGAUGACCUGAAGUCAGAAUUGAGUGGCAACUUCGAGAAGGUGAUCUUGGGGAUGAUGACACCCACCGUACUGUAUGAUGUGCAGGAGCUGCAAAAGGCUAUGAAGGGAGCUGGCACCAAUGAGGGCUGCCUGAUUGAGAUCCUGGCCUCCCGAUCACCAGAGGAGAUCAACCGCAUAAAGAACACCUACCUGCUGCAAUAUGGAAACUCCCUUGAAGAUGACAUUCGCUCUGACACGUCAUUGAUGUUCCAGCGAGUGCUGGUGUCUCUGUGCUCUGGUGGCAGAGAUGUAGGAAAUUAUCUGGAUGAUGCUCUCGUGAAAAAGGAUGCCCAGGACCUGUAUGAGGCUGGAGAAAAGAGAUGGGGGACAGAUGAGGAGAAAUUUUUAACUAUUCUCUGUGCCCGGAAUCAAAAUCAUCUGUUGCAUGUGUUUGAUGAAUAUAAGAGGAUAUCAAAGAAGGAUAUUGAAGAGAGCAUUAAAUCGGAAACAUCUGGUAGCUUCGAAGAUGCUCUUCUGGCUAUAGUAAAGUGCCUGAGGAACAAACCUGCAUAUUUUGCUGAAAGACUCUAUAAAUCUAUGAAGGGCUUGGGUACUGAUGAUGACACCCUUAUCAGAGUGAUGGUUUCUCGAGCGGAGAUCGAUAUGUUGGACAUCCGGUCUAACUUCAAGAGGACAUAUGGGAAAUCUCUGUACUCUUUCAUCAAGGGGGACACAUCUGGAGACUACAAAAAGGUACUGCUCAUUCUCUGUGGAGGAGAAGAUUAAAAUAAAGUCCCAGAGGAUAAGAGGAUUCCCAGUGCUUUGAAUUUUUUUGACUUUAUUUUUCUACACUGCUAUUAACAUUAUCUCAGCCUGCUUAUUUCCAAUUAAAACGCCUACAGAUGCCUCCUA